GCUUAGGUUGGCUUGAUUACACUUCUAAAAAAAAAAAAGUUGAUAACAAAACCAAAUCAAUUCACUGCAUCAAAGUGAAAGGAAACAGCAUAAAUCUACUCUUAAGAAUUGGUUUCAGCGGCACUAACCAAUUCGAAUCCAAUCCAUCACACAUUCUUCAUUUUGAAGGUGUGAAGCAACAAGUUACAAAUUUAUUGACAGAUUAUUGAUAACAAACAUAGACAAAAAUGUUGGUGUUUGAAGCAAGAUAUGUUCGACAAGUAAAAGUUUUUACUCGAACUUGUGUAUCGAGAUGGUCUACUGUAUUUUAUUCUUGUUAUUCAAAUUCUCCUCACAGCAAAUCUAAGCUGGCCCCUUUGCAGGAGAGAAGAAUGAUUGACAAAGUUAAAAUAUUUGCAAAAGCAGGAGAUGGUGGUCAUGGUUGCACCAGCUCUCGCCGCAGUCGACAUGAUAGAAAGAGCAUAGCUGAUGGUGGCAGUGGUGGGGUAGGUGGUGAUGUAAUUCUGGAAUGCUCUCGUAGAGUUUGGGAUUUCAGUGGUCUGCAGCGUCAUCUAAUAGCAGGUAAUGGAGGACAUGGAUCAUCAAAAAAUAAGAUAGGAACCAGGGGUGCCGAUAAGGUUGUUCGUGUACCGAUUGGCACUGUACUUCAUCUUGUUAGUGGUGAUAUUCCUUCUAUAGUCAAAAAAGUUCAAUCCUCGGCAGAUUUAGACCCUUGGGAUGUUCCUGGUGUACUUGUAGAUGAUCAUUCCGACCCUCGCGAUGGUUCUACUUCCAACGUUACAAUGCAGGAAAAAGUCAAUGCAAUACAUCCUACUGGCUGCUCUUCAUCCCAAGCUACUGAAGCAAAUGUUGAGAAGUCUGUAAAAUCUACAUGUGUUGCAUCAGCAGAUGUACUUUCUCAACUUUCAUCAUCUAAUGAAACUUCCGAACUUGGUUCAGAGGAUAUAGAAGGGAAACCAGAGAUCCUUAGUAAUGUUGCUGAAUUAACAGAAGAAGGUCAACAGAUUAUUGUUGCUCGUGGAGGAGAAGGUGGUCUCGGUAAUGUGUCUAUUCAAAAAGAUCCUAGGAAGCCUCCGACUACGAAGGCAGGGGCAGGUCAACACGUAACCAAUCUUCAGGACACUGACAGUGUUAACUCUUCCUUAAGUACAGGUUUACCUGGUUCUGAGUCUGUUCUUAUAUUAGAACUGAAGUGCAUUGCUGAUGUUAGUUUUGUGGGAAUGCCUAAUGCUGGUAAAAGCACGUUACUUGGAGCUAUAUCGAGAGCUAAGCCUGCUGUUGGUCACUAUGCCUUCACUACCCUUAGGCCGAAUUUAGGGAAUUUGAACUAUGAUGAUAUGUCGAUAAUUGUGGCUGAUAUUCCUGGACUUAUAAAGGGCGCACACCAAAAUCGUGGACUUGGUCAUGCAUUUCUGCGCCACAUAGAACGCACAAAGGUUCUGGCUUAUGUGGUAGACGUGGCUGCUGCUUUACCGGGAAGAAAAGGAAUUUCACCGUGGGAACAACUGAAAGACUUGGUUCUAGAGCUUGAGUACCAUCUGGAGGGUUUAUCCAAUCGGCCAUCCUUGAUAGUCGCAAAUAAGAUUGAUGAGGAAGGUGCUGAGGAAGUGUAUGAAGAGUUAAGGAGAAGGGUCCAGGGUGUUCCUAUCUUUGCUGUGAGUGCUGUUUUGGAGGAAGGGAUACCAGAGCUUAAAUCUGGUCUUAGAAUGCUUGUCAAUGGUGAAACUUCAUGCCCACUUUGCCUAGAUCAAAUAUUGCUUGAUUAGAUUAGAUUAUCAUCAUUCCUCUUGUAAGUAUGAGUCAAGAUAGAGUGGAAUAUCUUCUUUGCACUUUCUGUUUUGUUUACUUCCCCUGUACUUGGAGUUGAGUGUUUUGCUUGGUUCUAAACCAAACUGAACUCCCAAAAACAAUGGCCAUAACCUAAUCAAGCCAUUUAGAUGUGCUACGUUUAAGAUUCUUUUAAAAGAAAAAAUAAAUGUAUGAUUGUUAGCCUCAGACAA
This is a messenger RNA of Medicago truncatula (barrel medic), 2000 nucleotides long. RefSeq names its product probable GTP-binding protein OBGM, mitochondrial. Gene Ontology annotation, molecular function: GTP binding; GTPase activity; magnesium ion binding. The record is from RefSeq and is a predicted model, not a curated record. The transcript has 6 exons. Gene Ontology annotation, cellular component: mitochondrion. Bases 228 to 1766 code for a protein of 512 amino acids. NCBI's taxonomy places the organism in Eukaryota, Viridiplantae, Streptophyta, Magnoliopsida, Fabales, Fabaceae.